Molecule: messenger RNA, 2601 nt
Organism: Pollicipes pollicipes
Lineage: Eukaryota; Metazoa; Arthropoda; Thecostraca; Pollicipedomorpha; Pollicipedidae
Product: BUD13 homolog
Exons: 9
Coding region: 316-1758 (480 amino acids)
Source: RefSeq, a predicted model, not a curated record
UGCCUACGCGGCGACACGCGGCCCGGCAGGCGCUGCUACAUCGUCUGCGAGCCGGGCUUCCGCGUGCGUGGCCGGCGUCGCCUCACCUGCCAGGCCGACCUCAGCUGGACGUUCGAGGGGCGUCACGAGCCGCGCUGCGUCCCCGGCGGCAAGAAGCGACGCCGAGGAGGCCAGCGCCGCCGCCAGAAGCAGGACGCCACAACUGCACGGAGCGUGCUGACAGAGAACACCGCCCGGUCGCGGCCGCCUACGUCGCGGGUGUCAGCGGCCACUGUCGCCGUCACCCGCGACGACUCCACCACCGCCGCCCGGGAGAUGCCGGGCACGCGGCGGGUCGGCACCACGGCCAGACCCCCAACGACUAGCGAGCGACGAACCCAUCCGCCACCAGUCACGACCACAGCGCCGCCACGGCGUCGACAGCCGCCCCGGCCUGCACCGCGACCGCGGCCGCAGCCGCAGCCCCAGCCUCAGCCCCAGCCCCGGCCCGUACCACGGCCCCAGCCCCACCCCCAACCUCAGCCUCAGCCCCGGCCCGCACCACGGCCCAGGCCCCGGGCAGAGCAUCCAGAGACACGGCCUCAGCUCCAGCCCCAACCCCAGGCUCAGCCCCGGCCCGCACCACGGCCCAGGCCCCGGGCAGAGCAGCCAGAGACACGGCCUCAGCCCCAACCCCAACCCCAGCCUCAAUCCCGGCCCGCACCACGGCCCCAGCCUCGGCCCGAGCAGCGUGAGACACAGCCCGAGUCUCAGCCCCAGCCCCGACCCACGACCAAGACCCGGCCCCGGCCCCGGCCCCGGCCCCAGUCGCGGCCCCAGUCACGUCCCCAGACGCGGCCGCAGCCGCAGCGCCGUCCCCAGUUGAGCGUGUCGCCCGGAGAGCCGCUCAUCACCUGCCCGGAAGAUCAGCGUGUGGAGCUGAAGCCGAGCCGCAACUCAAGCCGCGUCCGCUUCCCGCGGCCUCGCAACAGCCUGCAGACGCGCCUGUACGUGAACGGGGAGCCGGUGCGCAGCGAUGACGGCAGUCUGCAGGCCGAGCUGCCGUCUGGCAGGCACCGGAUCACAUUCGUGACGCACUCGCUGCUCACUGACUCGCCUGCCAAGUGCUCCUUUAAUGUGGAUAUAGUCGACCUGGAGCCGCCGCGGGUGCGCCGCUGCCCCGAGUCCUUCGACAUCCUCCUCAAGGAGGGACAGAUGGACACCAGAGUCAACUGGGAGGAGCCGCUCUUCUCCGAUAAUGUCGGUGUCGUCAAUACUUGGCAGUCCAUCCGGCCCAACUCCCGUUUGCCGGAGGGGAAGCACCGCGCCUUCUACAUCGCCCUGGAUAAGGCGCGCAACAGAGCCAACUGCUCCUUCACUAUCAACGUCACCCGGACGAGUUCCCCGUCUGUGCACCUUAUGUUACCACGAAGACAGCUGAUUGUCUGCCCGGCUUCGAAAUACGGAAAGGCUUUGCAGAUGUAUGCGUGGCAUGUCCCCCCGGGAUGUACGGCCAAGGAGGCGCUCAGUCCUGCGUACACUGUCCAAUCGGAACAUACCAGGAGGAGUUCGCACAGGCGGCGUGCAAGCCGUGCCCACCGGGUCAGACCACGGUCGAGGGGGCCGCGGCCUCAACGCUUCGCUGCCGCUCCGACGUCCCUGCCUUUGUACAAGGAGUCCUACUACCGCGAUAAGGUGCUCAGCACACUGCGGCGGGUGAACAAGCUGCGGUCGGACCGGAGCGAGCCCGCUGACCCCGCUGGUGACGCCGACCUGUGACGGAAGCGAGCUCGCUCGCCCGACCUGUGACGGGAGCGAGCCCGCCGGCCCGGUCGGUGGCGCCGACCUGGGACGGGGGCGAGCUCGCUCGCCCGACCUGGGACGGGAGUGAGCCCACCAGACCGGCCGGUGACGGCGACCUGUGACCUGGCUGGCGAUGGCCGGCCGGUGGCGCGGCGCGCCGGCUGAGGUGGACGCAUCCGGCGUGGACCCGUGGGACGAACCGGUCGCCUGGACGGACGCCUGCCUGCUGCAGCGUGCCCGCCGCAGCCCAGCAGUCCGCUCCAGCACGUACUGAGUGAGGCCGCUACUCAUCGGCGGCUGGGUAGUGGGACAAAGACGCUGUGAAAUGGUACCGGCCGUGAAUAGGAAGCUGUGUUUUCUGUGAGGCGCAGCUUUCUCUGCGUGCUUCUCAGGAAGCUAGGAAGCACCUCUCAUGCCAGUGCGUUGGCGUGAGGAAGCCGUGGUCAUGGCGGGACUCCGCAGCAUUUGUCGUGGUGAGAAGGCGCAGAUGAACCUCUGAAACUGCCAUACGCCCCCGGUGCGUAAACAGACCGUUCACAUGCGUUGUAGGAGUGGUCGCUGUUUACAUCUUUUCCGCAUGGCACUCGUAGUCGAGUGGCACUGCUACGUUGGCAGUGACGUGCCAUUCUUUCUCGUCGAUAUUGCAGCUUUUAGAUAUUAUUAACUUAGGUAUGUGCGAGGCGAGGACUGUGCAUCUAAGGCGCAAUUUUUACUUCACCAAGGAUAUUUUGAUAGCGUGAUGAUUUUUGAAUCGUGUUUUAGGCAGAUGCGUUGGGAAUCGUUUUGGCUCACGUGGCAUUUACAUAAAUACAUAGGAAA